Molecule: messenger RNA, 1269 nt
Organism: Symbiodinium sp. CCMP2592
Lineage: Eukaryota; Dinophyceae; Suessiales; Symbiodiniaceae
Source: the annotation of a GenBank genome assembly
AUGCGUGAGGAGGUGAUCGAACUUAACCAAAACUGGGCUGGCUCUCCCGGGCGAUUGCAGCUUGGCCUUUACAAAGCGGAGCACAUUGACAUGGGCCCUGCAGGAAGGUGGUCCCCGCAUCCGAGCUCGGAGCCCCUUUUUGCUUGGGCGCAGCGCUGCGGAGCAUCGGAGAAUGCCAGCGGCUGGGCCUACGACGCCGAUCGGCACCAAGUGACCUGGCGAGGCAGCUGCUUGUCCUGGGAGGACGGUGCUUCCCUUCGCCAAUGCCAGGGAAGUCCAACUCAGAGGUGGCUUCUGCGAGACGGGCGCCUUUGGCAACUGCAGCCGAAGGCUUUCCACGAGAUCCUUGAAACGCCUCCCUUCCCGAACUUGGAGGAGGGCGUUUUGCGACUCUCGCAUUGCAACGCUUCGGUGCCCAGCCAGCGCUGGAAGCGAAGCGGCCGAUGCGAAAGGCAGUGCAACGUACAGAAUGACCUGCGGUUCCGGGAAGGCGGCUGUUGGGAGAUCACCGGCUGCAGCACCGCACAGGCAGCCGAGGUUGGCGUGAACUUUGGGUGCAAGGCUCUCCCCAAGACCGGUGCCGGCGGCUGUGAAGCCAACGGGGCAUGGCGCUUUCAGGGCUCGCAGAUUCGUGCGGUGAUGGAUGGCAAGUGCCUGCAAGUGGACUUGCGCGACGGGCGGUCGGUGAACGUGGGAAGCUGCACCGGGCAGCCUCAUCAGCAAUGGGAGGUUGACGGGGCAUUGAUCCGCUCCCUCCAGCAGCCGAGCGAGUGCAUCGACAGCGGCAUCCCCGCGCCACCUCCCGAGACCACAGGGCGCUGCCUGUCGGUGCAGGUCUUGAGUCUUGCGGCUGGGUACACGGAGGUCGGGCCUGCGUUGGGGCUCUCCGAUGGUGAACUGUGCGACGUGAGUCAACCACCCGCGCAUCCAGUCCGAUUUGCGGAUGAGCACAUGUUUGCAGGAGACCUUUGUGUCCGAGCAUUGCACGGCCUUCCCACAGCCUUUGGACCCCUGCAGCUUUGGGCCAAGCCUCAACCAGAAGGUGCGGCCGUGCUGCUUCUGAACCGAGGCUCAGCAGCGAUGCUGUCGGCCCAGGUCGAGCUGUCAGAGUUGGGACUGGAGCCUGCUCGAAACUAUCGCGUACGCGACCUUUGGGCCAGGAGGGACUUGCGGCCAGUGUCUGGCAGCAUAACUAUGGAAGCAGCCAGUGGAGAUAGCCAGUUGCUACACCUUGCUCCUCUGGCCUCUGGCGAAGAGAUGCUGAUUUGA